UUAGCCUUGUACUCGCCAGUAUUUUUAAUUGGACUGAUUGGUAACGUGUUGAUUCUGUUGACGGUGUUUACCGAUAAGCACAUCCGGAAGGCCAAGAAUUUCUACCUGAUUAAUUUGGCGGUGUGUGAUCUUUGUGUUACCCUGGUUUGUAUGCCCAUGUCCGUUGGGACGAUUGUUUACCGAUUGUGGGUAUACGGGACAGUCGUUGCAGGGAGUAUUUUUACUUUAACAGCCAUGAGUAUUGACAGAUACAUUUCAAUACAGCAUCCUUUAACAGCCAACUGGGUUACCUCCCCUAAUAAGGCUCUCCUCAUUAUAGCCUUCACUUGGCUGGUAUCGGGGAUAUUUAUGGGACCUAUC
This is a messenger RNA of Patella vulgata (common limpet), 360 nucleotides long. Its product is annotated as galanin receptor 2a-like. The annotation marks the transcript as partial. Gene Ontology annotation, biological process: G protein-coupled receptor signaling pathway. The record is from RefSeq and is a predicted model, not a curated record. Gene Ontology annotation, molecular function: G protein-coupled receptor activity. The transcript is spliced from 2 exons. Lineage: Eukaryota; Metazoa; Mollusca; Gastropoda; Patellidae. Gene Ontology annotation, cellular component: plasma membrane.